CCUUUUUUUUUUGUCGCUCUGGAUUAUUUUGUGUGCCUUCCAAGGGAAACCCUAGUAUUUAUUUCUCCUGUUAGAAAGAAAAAAAAGACUGUGUUUUGGCAUUAAAUUUUCGUUCUUGAUUUUUGGGAUGCAUAAAUUCUCCUCUGGUUGCAAAAUCCCAAAUCAUUUUUAUUUAAGGCAGGAGAGAGAAAAGAGGGAAGAAGUAAGGCAGCAGCACUGAGGCGAGGCCCGGCCGCCGAGCUAUCCUCCAUCUCGCGCAGGCGCAGCAGCUCUCUCAGAUCCAAAGCCGGGGGGAGAAAUCGCCGGAUGCGCUCGGCCGCUUGCCGCCGCCGGUGCUGCUGCUGCUACUGCUACUGCUAGGGUUCUUGCGGAGAUGCGGGGCGCCGAGUCGGACGGCGGCGGCGGCGGCGGCGGCGCGUCUUCCUCCUCCGCUGCAGGUAAUUUUGAUGCCGGGCAGUACGCCUUCUUCGGGAAGGAGCCACUGGAGGGUCUCGAUCUCAGUUGCUUAGAGGAUGACGGUGGUGAUGGCAAUGGCGGUGGAUUCAGUGGGCCAGAAGAUGGGCUGUAUCGGCUCUCUUCUGUUGGAGAAGAGAUUGAUAAUCUGAGUAACUUGUCCGAAAUUGAUGAUCUUGCGAGCACUUUUGCAAAGUUGAACCGAAGCAUUAGCGGAACACGGAACCCUGGUGUUAUUGGUGACAGACGAUCCAUCUCAAGAGGAAGUUCUCUUACCGUUGAUUGGCCUGAAGAUGUAGAGUUUCCCAACUGGGUAGAUCAAGAUAUAUUAGAGGAUGAGGAAUUUCAGGAAAGGCAAAGAUGGUGGUCACAGUCACAUUCUCUCGGACAGCAAGGGGAUGCCAAACCACUGAGCCGAACAUCCUCAUAUCCUCAGCAACCACUGCAGCACCGUGCAAGUGAACCUAUCGUUGCACCAAAAUCUCCUUCAUUUACCUCCUUUCCACCUCCAGGUGCUAGAUCACCUUAUACUUCUCAAGGCCUUACACGCCAUGGAAGCAUACCAUCACUUGGUGCUGGCCUACAAAUGGGUUCUCCAAGCAUGUCGCUUUCAGGUUCUCCAUAUCAUAUGGCUGGACUAUCUCAUGGACUACCAUAUGGAGGAAGCAUGUCCUUUGGCACUCCGCAUCUUCCUGUAAACAAUCCAAUGCAAAGUGAUUGGCCAAACCCAGCCAACCCGUACUCUGGGGAGCAAUUUAAUCUACUGCCAAACAUGUUACAGAAACAAAUAUCACUUCCAAAUAGCCCAAUGUCGUCACUGUUAUUUUCUCAACAGCACCAGAGAUUGGCACAGCUUCAAGUCCAACCACCCCAUCAGAAUUACCUCAAUUUACCACCUCAGCUAUUUUACCAACAUCACUCCCCAGAGUUAACAGGAAGAUUUGAUUCUGUUAGCAGUGCUCCUUCACUGAGAGACAAAAGAUCAAGGUCAGGAAGGGGAAAACACAGCACACGUUUUUCUCAACCAAUGUCUGAUACUGGUAGUCAAAAUGGUGAUAGUGGAGGACUAAAAUUCAGAUCUAAGUACAUGUCAUCUGAAGAAAUUGAAUCCAUCUUAAGAAUGCAACAUUCAGCAAGUCACAGCAGUGAUCCUUAUUUAGUUGAUUAUUAUCAUCAAGCUUGUAUUGCAAAAAGGGGUGCCAAUUCUAGGCAAAAGGCCACUUUCUCUCCAACAUCAAUGAAAGACUUGCCUUCCAAGUCCCGGUCCAGUGGUGAUCAUCAUGCAUAUCUUCAGGUUGAUGCUCUUGGGAGAGUUUCCUUCUCUUCCAUACGCAGGCCUCGGCCUCUUCUUGAAGUUGACCUUCCUUCAUCAGGCGAUGGUUCUCAUGAUCAGAAGUCUUCUCUGAAACCCCUGGAGAAAGAACCGAUGCUGGCUGCUAGAGUUACUGUUGAAGAUGCCCUCUGCCUUCUUCUUGAGGUGGAUGAUAUUGACCGGCUAUUGCAGUCAAGCCAGGCACAGGAUAACAGUUUCCAACUGAGGCGAAGACGACAGGUCCUCCUUGAAGGUCUAGCUGCAUCCCUUCAACUUGUUGACCCUCUUGGAGCGAACAAAUCAAGCCAUUCAUCUGGAUUGGCCCCUAAGGAUGAUCUUGUCUUUCUUCGCAUUGUUUCUCUUCCUAAAGGACGCAAGCUUUUGUCACGUUACCUUCGACUUCUUACCCCUGGAAGUGAGUUGACCCGUAUAGUAUGCAUGGCUAUUUUUCGACAUCUGAGAUACUUGUUCGGGGGUUUACCAUCAGAUACUAGUGCAGCAGAAACAACAGUUGCUCUUGCGAAGACUGUCUCAUCCUGUGUGCACCAUAUGGAAUUAGGUGCUCUUAGUGCUUGCCUUGCUGCUGUGGUCUGUUCAUCUGAGCAGCCACCUCUGCGUCCUCUUGCUAGCUCUGCUGGUGAUGGGGCUUCUCUUAUUAUUAAAUCAGUACUGGAUCGAGCAACUGAGUUACUGACUGACCACCAUGCUGCAGCCAGCUAUACAGUGUCAAACCGAACUCUCUGGCAGGCAUCCUUUGAUGCUUUCUUUGGGCUUCUGACAAAAUAUUGUCUCAGUAAGUAUGAAAGUAUAAGGCAGAUGUUUGUUAUGCAGUCACCAUGCUCGGUAAUUGGGGCUGAAGUCUCCAAGGCAACCAGCAGGGAGAUGCCAGUUGAGUUACUACGUGCAAGCCUUCCUCAUACAAACGAUCAGCAACGCCAGCUGCUGCUUGAUUUUGCUCAGCGAACUAUGCCAGUGACUGGUUUUAAUCCCACUGGUGCAAACGGUGGGCACGCCACCUCUGAGUCUGUUCCUGGUUGAUAUGGCUGAAGUGCCAAAGAUUAGAUUGUCAAUGCUUGAAGGACUCGAUGCACUUGUCUCGCAGAUGGUAAUUCUUAUAUAUCUGGAGUCGUGCAUAUCCCGUUCAUAAGGUAUGAGCUUUGGAGGAAGUUCCAUUUGCUCAGGAAAAAAUAGCCUUUUUCAGAUUGUGACUUUAGGUUUCAGAUUAAUCUCAUAGACGAGCGAUCUCCUUUCUGUGGGUCAUUUAUAUAGCACCCACCUGAUAUGCAUAUGUACGUACUGUUGUAACACUAUGCAGUGAUGAACUAGCCACCUCGUUGGGGGCAAAUUUAGUUUUUAACAUUCAUGUGCUCCCAGUGAAGAAGACAUCCAAGACUAGUGGGCGUAGCAGUUGGUUGUACAGGUUGGGGUACGACUGUACUAGGGCCUUCCUGUCUGUCGUUUUACUGGUGUGGAAGGUGUCUAGCGUCAAGUACCUAGUAGUCUGGUCUUAAUCUGUUUUAAUUAGGACCAAAGUGUGUUGGAAUAAUGAAGUGCUGUUUAUUUAGGUUUCUUGGAAAGAUAUUUAAAAUGUCAUGGAGAUGCCAUUUUUCCAGUUACCUACUGACACUAUAGUAGGAGUACUGGAAACUAUGGGUAUAUCUCUUAUUUAUACAUUGUUACAAUUUGUUCUCAUUUUAUUUCUUUACUUGUUCAUGUUGGCAAAGGAUUUUCUUCUUUUAGCAUUGUGC
Oryza brachyantha (malo sina) is the source of this 3513-nucleotide messenger RNA. RefSeq names its product protein PAT1 homolog 1-like. Gene Ontology annotation, cellular component: P-body. Lineage: Eukaryota; Viridiplantae; Streptophyta; Magnoliopsida; Poales; Poaceae. Gene Ontology annotation, biological process: P-body assembly; deadenylation-dependent decapping of nuclear-transcribed mRNA. The transcript has 5 exons. The record is from RefSeq and is a predicted model, not a curated record. Gene Ontology annotation, molecular function: RNA binding. Bases 374 to 2803 code for a protein of 809 amino acids.